GGGCCGAGAUGGCAUAUGUUGCCCCCCCCCCCCCUUUCCUGUCGUCCCUGAUCGGGGCCUGAUGCCAAAGGUAGUGUACGUGGGGAACACGCUCUUCCCGUGAAUCGUGUGUCCGAAUCUGCAAGCGCUGGAUUGGAUGCCAUGUGCCCAUGUCUGGCCAGCUCUGACUGGCUUCCCAGGUGUGAUGUCGAAGGACCAAAUGCAAGAACCUGCAUGUCGGUGCAUGCGUGGUUUGCAACCUCUCCCUACGUGACCCUCCUCCCACCUGCACCACCUGCUGCUGGUGCUGCCAUCGCGAACGCGGCUGGCUCGAUGGCGACCGCAGCUUUGAGCCCGGCAGUAUUUAUGACUGGAGGUCCCAUGAUUUGGGACGAGCGACGUCCCCCUUCUCGGUUGCUCCAGGGCGAGCAAGACUUCUUCGAGUUUGAUAUCUGUGAUUCAACGCGACGUACCGAUUUUCUCCCGGCAACGCAUUCCGGGCUUUCGGCAGCGCAUUAUUGGCCUGCCGAAUCGAGUGGCUCCCCGAGAUCCGAGCCGACUGCCAGAGCGGCACCAUGGCAGAGCGAAAUCCAGAGGGGCCAAACCCACUGGCAACGAUUGCGUACUGCCAUUUCGAUCAGCAUGUCGUACGAGUCGCAAUGACGGACCGCGGCGCUUCCAGAAAAUUAGCCCUGGUGCAAUUGGUGACAUGCAGCUUUAGUGCUUUAUUGGAGUGGUCCCCAAGCGGCGAGUCCAAGAGCAGCUAAGCGGGAUUACCCCCAUGUUUCCCGCUGCCCAGCACCAUUAAUUUCGUCAGCAAACUGUGGGAGGCUACACAAAAGGUAGACCGUUGGAGCAUUGCGUCGGAUGUUGUCCUGGAUUCGGCCUGGUGUUGGCCACCGUUUCCUUGUCAGGCCGCUGCUCUUUGCUGUUCGGGAUCGAAGCUGAGAGAAAGACAGGCGCUGCCCAAGUUGCUACUGAAAGAUUUUGUUGAUUUUUGUGCGAUGGGAUGAUGACUUCAUGGCUGCUGCAAACACUUUGGUCCCCGAUCAUCAGCUGUAGAAUACUGUGCAGACAGGUAGCUUUACUAUCUUGGACAACUGCUCAUGUCAGGUGUUAACGGCGUGAAGUCGGGGACAUGUCCGUAACCUGGUUCCC
Molecule: messenger RNA, 1137 nt
Organism: Colletotrichum scovillei
Lineage: Eukaryota; Fungi; Ascomycota; Sordariomycetes; Glomerellales; Glomerellaceae
Exons: 2
Coding region: 142-642 (166 amino acids)
Source: RefSeq, a predicted model, not a curated record